AUGUUUAAAAUUCCAAGCUUGAAAAAGGCUUCUUCAAAGAGAAGAAUCUGUGAAGAUUUACCACCAUUCGAUUUUGGGAGUUUAGAGGCCAAGGAGCAGAUUGGCUAUGGCUCGUACGGUGUUGUGUAUAAAGCAUUACAUCAAAAAGAGUUAGUUGUGGCCAAAAAACUGAUAGGCGAAUCAGCUGAGGAGGAAAGUUGUUUUAUCAAGGAGGCACGGCUAAUGUAUUCACUCAAGCAUGAAAACAUUGUCGGGUUUAAAAGCUUUUCAUCUUCUCCAUGCGCAAUAUUAAUGGAAUACUUAUGCUUUGAUUUCUCACUUUUUGAGAUUUCGAAACAACUAAGCAAUUUAGUGGAAUUCCUUAACUACAUCGAUAAAAUAGACGCUUUUACAUAUUUUGAAAAUGACCUAAUUCUAAAGAUGGGCUACCAGAUUUCCAAAGGACUGGAGUAUCUACAUUCGAAGGGAGUCGCACAUCGCGAUCUGAAAGCUAAAAAUAUUUUGGUCAGUAACCAACAUUACUGCAAUUUAGCAGACGAACAGCUUCGAUUUAAAGUGUUUUCGGAAAGACCUGUUAUUUGCAAACUGGCAGAUUUCGGAGAAAGUAGGUCUCAUCUGAUUCAAACAGCAGCUGUACUUCACUCGAAAACCAAGAAUAUUGACAGGUACGCUUUUUCUGAACUAUCUGUAGCUAAGGGACGGACCAUUAGAAAAGUGAUGGGGGGGGGGGUAAAUUUUUUUUGUUUGCAUUUUUUUCCAGGUUGUCAGCUGUGUAUGCAUGUUUUUUUUAAACAUGUCUUCUCGCAUGCAAUUUUUUUUCCAAUACAACUAUACAAAUGUUAACGAAACUGUUCUCUUGACAAAAAAAUAUCCCUUUAAUACACACUGCAAAAUUAUAUCUUUAAGCACCAUAUAUGGACAAGUUUUCUAGGGGUCCAGAGCAUGCUCACCCGGAAAAUUUUUUAAUCUAAAUUCUCUGAAAUACCAUUUCCCGGACUUUGGGGAGAGAUUUUACAGAAUUCUGAUGGUCAGAAAACGCCAUUGUAACAUAUCAGAGGCCCUUGGCCAAUGUUUUUGCUCUAUAGCCUGAGCCUGGGGCCCCCCAUUUGCGGGCCCAUUGGGGUUGGUGGCCCCCGGAUUCUCCCAGUCCGAGCCCAUAGUAGUUACGCCACUGAGGACAGUGGCAGUGUGAAUGAGAAUUAAUUAUUAAAUACAAUAGAAAAUAUUUUGAUAGUAUAUAAUAAAACUACAUAAGAGUUACUGUUAAUAUUGAAAGAAAUUGCAUAUUAAUAUAUUAUAUAUUUUGAUAUAUUUAUAUUCUGAAAUAUUCCAAAGAUUUAGUUCAAUUUUGUCUGAUGUACAUUUAAAAUUAAAGUUCUAUUGUUGUUCUGUUUGUAUUUGUUUUUUUAAACAAGUCUGUUUGCAUGUAUUUUUUUUCAAACCUUUUUUGUUUGCAUGGAUUUUUUUUCUGUUUUUUCCCCACCCUCCCCAUCACUUUUCUAAUGGUCUGUCCCUAAGUAUUUUGUUGUGAAUAUAAAUGUGACAAAUUUUAAUACACGGCACGGCUGUUAUUUCGAAAGUCAUUUUGUUGUUUUACGCAUCACAUUGGCAAUUUAUCCGUGUAAUAAAAUUUUUCAGUGGCAAUUUUUCCGUGUUUAAAAUCAGUUCUCACUGUUUUGUUUAGUAUUUUUCAUUUAGAAAACUAUAGAUAAUAUUUAUUCCCUGUACUUGCACUAAUAUUUAACAAUAGUAUAGUCGCUGAUUACAAGCUCAUGUUCAAGGUGUCACAUAUUUAAGUUCAUAUUUACUCACUAUGCUGCGAACCGGCGAGGUGAAUAUUAUAGAGUUAUUAACCGAGUGCGAGGUCUGUACGGGAAAAUAUUGCCUUACGUUUUUUUGCAAUGCUUUCCCGUACAGACCGAGCAAACGAGGUAAUAAGGGAUUUAUUAUAUGGCUUUGUUGGAUCGCAAUUUGUUCUGACUUUGUAGAAAAAAACAGAAAACAUUUUCGCUGCUGAAUCUUUCAGCCGGACAAUACUGGCAGUGCGCUUGCUGAUAACAAAACAGUAAAAAUUAUUCAAAGAAAAAAAUGUAAUCUUCAAAAAUAUAAUGUAUCAACUUUUUCUUGAGAAACAACAAACGUUCCAUGCAAAAUAAAGCCAAAAACAAUGUUUGCAACAUUUUCCGAACAGUUGUUUUGAAACGUGGUUUAGGUACGUGGAAAACGCGGAUUGCGGAUAACAAAUUGCGGAUUGCGGAAAAUAAAUUGCGGAUACUAAAUUGCGGAUAACAAAUUGCAGAUAACAGUUAUUAGAAUUUUCAAAUGAUUUAUAUUAGGAGAACAUCGUUGUAAUCAUUAUUUUUUCGCACAUAAUCAACUGCAAUCAUAUAUUAAUAUUGAAUAAUAUUAAUAAAUACAGUUUAUAAAAGGAAAACUUGUCUUGACACGGGUGUUUGUUAGGUCUUUAAGGGUAUAACUUUAAAGAGUAACUGCGCUACCAAAUUUUUGUUUCCGCUCUCUCUCUCUCAAAACAACCCUGUAUAUAAAGGUUAAAAUUUAAUAGAUAAAAUUAAAUAGAUAAAAUACUAAAAGUAUAUGAAUCAUUGAUUAUUAUUAAUUAUUUUUAGAGACGCACAAAUAUCUUACAGAAGCCAAGUUUGUAAUAACCCAUCGUUAUCCGCUGCUGAAAUCACUCCUUCAAAAAGUUUACGUUCCAAGUCACUAAAUUCCUCCACGCAGUAAGCAAACAACAUUACAAUACUUGUUUUCCAAAAAAUCUAAUGUUUUUGCAAGAAGGAUGAUAGAAAUUUUAAUUAAGAUGUUACCUUAGCGUGAAGUGCAAAAAAAAUAAACAAAAAUGCCGCAUGGUAUGUCAAAGAAAUGUUUUGUUAUAUAUAGAAUCGAACCUUUUAAAGAUAAGCAAAAGCAAGUUGCAGUUAUUGAUCUGACAGGUGAAUUAAAUCAGGGCAGAGAAAAAAGGUAAAUGUAGUUUGAUAUAUAAUAUUUGUUUCCGUUUUAAAUCUCUCUCUCUCUCUCUCUUCAUAACAUAAGUUAUUCUUCUAUUUUUUGUUCUGAACUCAGUUCCUCACACUUAAUCUGUUAUUUAGAGAGAAGGAACAAACUGUUGAUGUCGAAUUGAUGAUGAACGAAGCGAACGAACAGGAAAGGUGGUUAUUAAGUAAACUCCUGCAUUAGGUUAUAAUUGUAUCAAGGUUAUCAUCGGAAUACAAUGUUAAAAACUUAGGAAUAAUCAUUUAUUAUUUAUUUUAGAUAUGCACAAAUGUCUUGCAGAAGCGAACCUUGUAAUAGCACGCUGUUAUCCGCUGCUGAAAUCACUCCUUCCAAAAGUUUACGUUCCAAGUCACUGAAUUCAUCCACGCAGUAAGCAAAUAACAUUAUAUUAUUUGUUUUUCAAAAAAUCUAAUGUUCUGACAAGACGGACAAAAUUUAAAUUAAGAUGUUACCUCAUGAAUAUCAAUCCAAACUCGUUUCAAUAAUUAAAUCUUUUGGAUAAGGGGUCGUUUUUUGAUGAGCCAUAACUAUUGUUGUAAGUCUCCAUGUAUUUGGUUACUCAAACCAGGUUUGGUCGUCUUUCCGUACCUGUGCGAUGAGAUUUCUAGGAAACAACUUGCACGUUUAGGCCUCUUAUUGCUAUCCUACUGGCAUGAGUAUCUGGAUCUAGUAUUCUUUUUUAAAGCGGUGAAUGGCUUGGUCGACGCGUCCCGGGACCUCCUGCCCGGACGUAUAUCUAAAAGUAGAUCUACAAGAUCCUCCAGGAGCAACCAAAAAUUUCCUUACGCCAGCCAAAUGCAAAACCUCUACCUGCCAACACUCCUUUUUAUUCGUAUAACUAGAACCUGGAACUCAUUCCUAACUAUACUGAGAUCUCCUAAAAUUGUAGUGUAGGCAAUUCAGAUCUGAUUUACAAAACUACUAUCUGUCAGCCCUGAGGCUGAGAGAAUGCUUCAACGAAGAAGAUCUAAGGACAUGGAAAACUAUUUGAUUAAAGUAUAACAGUUAGUAGUUGUUAAUUACGUUCUAAACAAACUCGUAUUUCUUUAUUUCUAGAAAAAAGCGGCCACGAUCUAUCGAUUCUGAUUCCGAUGAUCCCGAUGAUGGCUCUGAUGGCCGAGGCAUUGAACAGGAAGAAGAAGUAUCGUACUAUGACGGUGACCUUCUGAUGCCCAUAUUUUCGUCAAAACGUGACGUGCUGUCCCCAAUUGACACUAUUCGCGUGCUCACAAGCGUUGGGAACACUGUGAGUUCCUCUCGUGUCUGCCAACGUCAGCCAAUAGGAAUCAGUCGUCACUCUACGUUUAUAAUGGAUUUGCAUUCUCUGAAAUCAGUCAAUGAUAUCAGAUGUGAUGAUAUCGGUAGCUGGCUAAAUAACAGUUGCAAUAAAUACAAAUUCGUUCAAGUUGAUGGAGAAUGUAAACUUGUGGAUAAAAAAAACCAAACCAAUACGACACAAACAAAGUUAGUACACUGA
Paramuricea clavata is the source of this 4489-nucleotide messenger RNA. Lineage: Eukaryota; Metazoa; Cnidaria; Anthozoa; Malacalcyonacea; Plexauridae. The record is from the annotation of a GenBank genome assembly.